AUGGAAACGACAACUUCCAACUACCAAAAAGAAACAAAAUUAUUUCCAAAUUCUGAUGAUUUUUCGAAAUUAAAGUUUUAUAAUCUGAUGUUAGAGCUAGAAAAGUUCGCACGACCAAGUCUUCAGUUUCAGUACUUUUUAUCAAUUUUUGGAAUAGUGUUGACAAUAUUACAUUUGGUUAUACUGACUAGAAAAGGAAUGAUGAUGUCCUCAAUUAUCGCAAUUAUGAUUGGAAUUGGAAUUUGUGAUUUAAUUGCAAUGAUUGCCACAAUACAGUCGGUUGACUUCUUUUUCGAUGAGGAGGGAACGGAUUGCUGCUCAAAUGUUCCUUCAAACACUCAAUAUACAAUUCAUACACAAAAGCGCUCUUAUCUUUUUACAAUGAGCAAUGAGGUUUUCGGAAAAUCCUAUAUGCUUAUCAAUGGGAUCAUAUCAAAGAUCAUUCCUUGUAUUCUACUUCCAUUGCUCACAUUUUUACUAGUUUUGGAGCUUCGGAGAGCUGAAAUAAUUAGGAAGACUUCAAAUUUCACUAAACGAUCUGAAAAUAAUGGAACUGAAAAAACCACUGGGCUUGUGAUUUUUAUGACCGUCUCGUUUUUUGUUCUAGAACUUCCGAUCGGAAUUUCUUGGUGUUUUCAAGUGGCUUACACUGAUUUGGGAUUUUUAUACCUCGCCACCUAUUUGAACCACUUGUGUAAUUCGAUUUUCAUUAUAAAUGCUACUUUUCAUGGAAUUGUGUGUUUUAUGAUGUCAAGUCAGUAUCGUGCAACAGUUUGGAAGAUUUUGAGAUUGAAUAAAGAUCAACCAGCGACCUCAAAUAGUACGCAAUUGUCAAGAGUGGAAAACAUUUGA
Molecule: messenger RNA, 852 nt
Organism: Caenorhabditis briggsae
Lineage: Eukaryota; Metazoa; Nematoda; Chromadorea; Rhabditida; Rhabditidae
Gene: Cbr-srw-98
Product: Protein CBR-SRW-98
Exons: 5
Coding region: 1-852 (283 amino acids)
Cellular component (GO): membrane
Molecular function (GO): G protein-coupled peptide receptor activity
Source: RefSeq, a predicted model, not a curated record